Messenger RNA from Aplysia californica (California sea hare), 2538 nucleotides. Its product is annotated as peptidyl-prolyl cis-trans isomerase. NCBI's taxonomy places the organism in Eukaryota, Metazoa, Mollusca, Gastropoda, Aplysiida, Aplysiidae. Bases 130 to 651 code for a protein of 173 amino acids. The record is from RefSeq and is a predicted model, not a curated record. The transcript has 5 exons. Gene Ontology annotation, biological process: protein peptidyl-prolyl isomerization; protein folding. Gene Ontology annotation, molecular function: peptidyl-prolyl cis-trans isomerase activity. Gene Ontology annotation, cellular component: intracellular membrane-bounded organelle.
UGCGUGCACUGAGGUCAGUACCCGGCACUGAAGAGAGACGCGCUUCCUCCUUCACUUCCUGGCCUAAUCUUUAGCAGUCAGUUCUCAAUUCAUUCAUUCCUUCGGUAAAUAUCUCAACAAACACCAGUGAUGGAUGACAAACCUAAGUAUCCCGAAGAAGCGGAGCACGCUAGGGUCUAUUUCGACAUUAACAUAAACGAUAAACCUGCAGGUCGUAUUGAGAUAAAGCUGUUUGCUUCAACCCCCAAAACAUCAGAAAAUUUCCGCGCACUGUGCACCGGAGAGAAAGGGUUUGGCUAUGCUGGCAGCGGGUUCCAUCGCAUCAUCACUGACUUCAUGUGUCAAGGCGGAGAUUUCACCAACCACAACGGCACUGGUGGGAAGAGCAUCUACGGCAACAAGUUUGAAGACGAGAACUUCAAGUUGCAGCACAAGGGACCUGGUACCCUGUCUAUGGCGAACGCCGGCCCCAAUACCAACGGAUCACAGUUCUUCAUCUGCACAGUGCUCACUUCCUGGUUGGACCAGAAGCACGUUGUGUUUGGCGAAGUGGUGAAGGGAAUGGACGUGGUCCGCAAGGUUGAGGGCCAGGGAUCGUCCAGCGGCAAACCUUCCUCCAAGGUGAUCAUCGCAGCCUCUGGCCAGCUGUGAGCCGGCCCGUGGGGGGCUGCCCGCCGUGGGGUGGUACAGCUGUGAUGUCCCACCGUGGGAUGGUACAGCUGUGAUGUCCCACCGUGGGAUGGUACAGCUGGAAUGUCCCGCCAUGGGAUGGUACAGCUGUGAUGUCCCGUGUGGGAUGUCCCACCGUGGGAUGGUACAGCUGGAAUGUCCCACCAUGGGAUGGUACAGCUGUGAUGUCCCAUGAUGGGAUGGUUCCUUGUGUCCUGCUGUCUUAGAUCCCUGAUGUCCCGUAGAUCCGAGUUCACGGCUGCCAACCACAAUAUCAACAAAUGUACUUUGUCUUUUUGACGCUUUUACGGAAGUCCGUUUUCAUGUUGGAAAAUACAAAUUCUGUGUUCUAGUGUUGCUCCCCACAAACUUGGGACAAUACUGAAGAAAAAUUAGAAACUUUGAAGACUGGAUUUGUGAACAAUACUGAGACGGGAACCCACACGGCAAAAGGAGAGAUCUUUUGCUGCAGGCCUACUGUCAGCAGCUUGGAUUUAUUGAAUGCAGAAAAGUGUCGUGUGUGAAGGGUUUGGAGGGGGGUUUACUAAGCCAAUGCCCUCCGUCAUCCUACCGGGAAGAGUUUUUUUUGGUUGUUUUUUGUUUGUUUUGAAAAGUUGUCAGCUGUGUGACAUGGGCGGAGGAGGACAAACGUAGUGGGUUGCUCCUCCAACCACCCAACUCCUUGACGACGGCGGCCAAACGUAGUGGGUUGCUCCUCCAACCACCCAACUCCUUGACGACGGCGGCGCGCUCCAGAUCCUCCUCUGCUCCUUCUGUGAAGGAAAAUUUGCCCAGCCUCCUGUUGUAGUUCGGAAAAUUACCUUUUUCUGCUGAGGGGAUUUUUGUUUUGUGUCAAUUUGUCGAAAAGUUUCCCGUGAAUCCUGUUGUAGAAAAAUUACUUUUACGCAGAGGGGAUUUUUGUUUUGUGUCAAUUUUACGAAGAGAAAAGAUUUCCCAGGAUUUUUGUCACCAUGGAAGCAACAUUGCGGGGGAAGUGAGGAGCGUGGGGAGGUUGGGCAUGUAGAGAGGGCGGGGUCUGGGCUGUUGGUGGAAGGGUUGCCCCGUCUCUGGGACCUCGGGACAUGGGAGACCUGUAGCACCGCGGCGGGCGGUUGUGCACUCACCUUUUUGUAUCUCAUCUAUAGCACAUUUUUGUAGUUCCUCUUGACAUGUUUGAAUUUGUUCCAUUUGUCGGAAGAAGGGGCUGUCUGUCAUGGCCUCGGCCGUUUCUCACAUUUGGCUCAUAAUCUUGGAAUUUUUUGCACGUACAUGACGAAUAUUUGAGGGUCUUGUCAACGUUGCGUUGUGUGUCGUGUCCUGUGUGUCACGUUACAUUGUGUGUGGUGUCCCUGAUGACAUGUUACAUUGUGUGUCGUGUCACGUUACAUUGUGUGUCAUGUCCUGUGUGUGACGUGUGUGUGUCCCGGCCGCCAAAGAUGGACUAGGCCGUCCAGAGCCGGGGCAGCCUGUCUGAUGGUUGCAGUUUUGUCUCAGCUUUUGAGUCGGGACACUGACCUCCGACCUCUGACGGACUGUCAGUGGGGGACUCUCUGACCUCCGACCUCUGACUGACUGUCAAUGGGGGGGACUCUGACCUCUGUCUAUGGGGGACUCUCUGACUGUCUAUGGGGGGGGGGGGGAUUCUGACCUCGGAAGUAACCAAGAAGUGACAUUUUUGUCCAGCCUUUUUCCAAGUUGUCCUUCCUGGUCCUUCGUCUUUUCGUACUCUGUUUAUUUCUUCCUUUUUUUUGCUAUAAAUUAUUUAGAAAAAUGUAUUGUCAGGUGUAGUAGAUUCUGUUAUCUUUAUCUUUUGUUUGUGUCUAGUUUUGGUUCCUAUUGUUUUUGUUAAAUAAAGACAAGCGAAUCAAA